Molecule: messenger RNA, 609 nt
Organism: Triticum turgidum subsp. durum (durum wheat)
Lineage: Eukaryota; Viridiplantae; Streptophyta; Magnoliopsida; Poales; Poaceae
Source: the annotation of a GenBank genome assembly
AUGUUCUCUUUUCCACUUGGUAAUUGCAGCAUAACCUUAUCCCAUGGAGAGUAUGAAGUGAUCAAAUCGCCAACAGGCAGUAAAACCAAGCGUGCUGAUCUUUAUCUAGGGAAAUCAAAGAAGGGGGUUUAUUGUGCUUUAGUUCGUAAUUGCAGGUCAUACCGACUUCGGGUUUGGUUGCUUACCGAAGUAUGUGGUAAAAUGAAGUGGCGAGUGAAGAUUGACAUAAGCCUUUUGUCGGUGGUAGCAAAAUUUUCUUGGAUCUCCCGUGUUGAAAACUCUGGGCCGUGGAUCUUUCAUGAAGGGAAUUGCAAUAGAGAUGGUGAAGAAGCACUAGUGGAAGAUAAACUUGAAUGGGACUUUGACAAGGCUACUGUUCUUGAGGGCGUAGAUAAUGCUGAAAGUGAGUAUAUGCAUGGAGAUAUUUAUUUCCUUGGGUUCCAUCCAUACAAAGAGAUUGCCUUCUUGUGGGUAUCAAGAACAAGAGUGGUUGCUUAUCAUUUAUGUAGCUCGAAUGUUCAAGAUUUGGACGAGUUAUGUCUACAAAGUGUAGGAGAUUCUUUUCCAUACGCACCAUGUUGGACAGGAGAGUUAUUUGAAAAUAAUUGA